AAUAAAUUACCGGCAGACUUGGAGAAUCACCCACCACGAGUGACGAGAGUCCAGGGUCAGACCUCGAUCUUAUCUGUGCAACCGUCGAGUUUGGGAUCCAAGGGUUAUCAACAUUAAGGCCAUUUCAGCCUUUAACGGAAUCAGUUUCUAAAACGAAACCCUUACUCACUCGCGUUACUGCGAGGAGCAUUGACGCAGCAAAGCGCAGCCAUUUUGGUCUGCAUGGCCGUGGACAGGUACGCUUGCAUGCUGCAUCCAGGACGAUACCACAAGCAUUCCACUAAAAAGUGUUUCUGCCAGGGUUGCAUGACGGUCCUGAGCCUCACCCUCGUCGCCUCGCUCACCGUCUACUCCGCAGUCGUUCUUCCAAAGGGCGGUUACUACUUCAACGUUUCCGGCCUGGCGGCCUGCGAUCCUUUCUACACCCGGCCGAGUAUCAGGAUUUUGGCAGCUUGCUCCUUCUACUUCCCGACGACGAUGCUUCUCAUGUACUGCUAUGGGUCAGCGUUUCAUGCCAACAAAUUCAGGAUAAAGGGUCAUAUCGGGGUCACAAACUCGAACGACAUCGGAAACUCAACCUUACAAAAGGUAAGUACUUUCUUUUUUGACACAAUAUAAUUUAAUUCUGUCAGCAAUGGAAUAGCAGCAAUGGAAGAAGAAUUUGAAUUUUAUG
Messenger RNA from Cimex lectularius (bed bug), 673 nucleotides. RefSeq lists its product as uncharacterized. The coding region runs from base 223 to 618 and encodes 131 amino acids. The record is from RefSeq and is a predicted model, not a curated record. The transcript has 3 exons. NCBI's taxonomy places the organism in Eukaryota, Metazoa, Arthropoda, Insecta, Hemiptera, Cimicidae.